AGCGUUGUCUUCACUCCCUGUACCACUCAGCUGGGAUCACACUUUCAUCUGUCGUAGCAGGACUUGGUGCACCAAGAGGCUCCCUCCCAGUACAAAUCCAUCAUGUCGCUCAGGCUCCUGCCUGCUAUUAUAAUGGACAAUGACGAGGACGACGACGGUAACUUCACAAAAUGGAUGAGUAGUUACUGGGGCCACGGAGCAGAAACCGGACACGCCAGAGACAGAAAACGCAGUUUCCGAAGAUCUGCAAAAGCACAUGUUGAUCGAAGAGCAUCACUUCCAACUGUGGCACAAUUAGAUGCCAUGAAGCUGAACAAGCUCCAUGCAGCGGCAAUGGCGCCAUCUCCCAGCCACGUCAAGACAAAAGAGGAGAAGGCGGAGGUCAGACCCCACCAGAGAGCUCGUCGUGCCUCCUCAGAUGACAACAGCCGUCCAAAAUCAGCCAUCCCAGAGAACCGCAUCACCACGAUCCCAGAGCUCACAGAGUCAUUCGAUAAGAGAUUCUGUGUCCGUGAUAAGAGGACCGUGCCACCGAAUGACGACGACGACAAGUUGUGCCUGAUCUGCCAUGAGGACAUGCGUAAAAAUGGUGGAGUUCAAGAGCAGCACUGUACACACCGCUUCCACAAAGAGGCGGCUCGGAGGUUAGAGCAGUGUCGGCCCCGCAGCAGCAGCGAGGCAGCAGUUUGUCAGGUGAGGAGACUCUCGGAUGAGAGGAGGAAGUCGGUAGACGGACCAAUCUCCACGGAGAAGGAGCAACACACACCCCGUCGUCAACUUUCCCUGCGGAAACAUCGCUGAUAUCAUUCUGUGGAAGGAGGAGACUCGUUUUGAGAAGAUGGAGGACCCAUUGCACCCAUGGGCCAAACAUCAGGAUUGUUUCCUGUGCUUUUACUACUAUGUGGUGUGACACUGAAGUGAUUCGAGUGUUCAACUCUCAGGGCUUUGACUGUGCCUGACCUGAGUCUUUGAAACUGCCCUGUGGGCCCUAUUGCUAUGUCAGUCGUGGAGUCAUAACUCUUUCUCCUCAGUGUCAAAAGCUAAAUCUGGGAGCAUUCAUAAGUGAGCGUUCAUAAAUUAAAGCCCAUGAAAUGAAU
Molecule: messenger RNA, 1097 nt
Organism: Toxotes jaculatrix (banded archerfish)
Lineage: Eukaryota; Metazoa; Chordata; Actinopteri; Toxotidae
Gene: lnp1
Product: leukemia NUP98 fusion partner 1
Exons: 4
Coding region: 103-801 (232 amino acids)
Source: RefSeq, a predicted model, not a curated record